AGUAUAAACGAGCAUUCAUGACGUCAUUUUUGCAAACAAUGUCUGCCACAAAAUGAAAACGAUUCUUAAAAGUUGUUUUGUUGCUGUUUUAAUCAGUGGCAUAUUAGGCAAGGUGAAUUUGCCGGAAAUUGAGACAGCGUACAAAAAUUAUGACGAAGACAGCGAUAGAGCUCAAACAGGGUGGUUGAAAUCUUGCAGGCGAAAUUCCCAUCUCCGAGAUACAUCAAGUCUCCACAAUGCACGCUUAAUAAAAAACGACGAAGCCAGCUUUAACGUUGACAACGUGGACGAUGUUCGAGUAUCUGCCAGGGGUGCAAGAGAUCAUAGCUUUAGUGACGCAAGACAAUAUCCACAGGUCAAUCAAAUGUAUGAUUACACUGAGUCGGCAGACAGGAGAGAAAGGAAAGCACCAAACGACAAAAAUCUUAAACACAUCACACAUUCAACGGCGAGUGGAAAGAUUUCAACGAGAAAUGUUCUGCCCAACACGGUCAUUGAUCCGAAACCGCCCCUUUAUGUGCAGGAUAGGGUCUCCUUGCUGAAAAUUAAAGCCGACAUUGAGAACAUAGAGUCUCUUCUUGAUAACUUAGAUCUUGGCAAUCGUCUGUCCGAAACGGAGCCACCAGCUGGUCUACACGCACAUCCCGCCACGACUCCAGCCGCGACUCCCGCCCCAUUGGAGUCGACGCACAGUCCAAUCACGCCGCCAAAUUACCCGGAGUCAUACAAAGGAUAUUCACCUAUAUACCCGACGCCGACGCCUUCUGCCGCUUCUGUCAUUGCUCCUUUCGUCGCUUCCCCCGUCACAGAAAGCAAUUUCACCACACCCAGUCAUUCCAAGCUAUCGCAGAGAUCUAUUCGUCGAGAUAAGAAAUUGCACGAUUCUACAAAAGACCUCAUUGAUGCAAGAAGCAGACGACAAAUAAGGAAGUUAACUUCAAAUCUUAAACGCAAUAGUCGACAGAAGAAAUCAAACGCUUUAAAACUAGUGAUAGGCGUCGAAAAGAAAAAGUCAAAACAAGGAAGCCUUAUCUCAGGUAUCAAAGAAGAAAUAGCGCAGAUAAAAAAGCUGACACUCUAUCUGAAGAAAUUUAUCGACAAAAUCGUUCGAAAGUUGUCCAACCGCAUUGAAGAUAAGACCUUAGAUCACAGGGCGGACAUUAAAGAUAACGGCGAGCGAGUGUCCGAACUGCAAAAGACACUAAGUGGCCAAAUUGAUGAUAUUCGCUACAACGUCACAAUGUUGAUGACGGCACAGAAGGAAUUGGCACAGACGGUAGGUGUUUUACUGACAAAUAGUAUGGACAUCUUGAAGGUUGAGGUGGCCAUGUUAACACAACGGACGUCUAAAACUGCUGUUCCUUCUGCCGAACGAGGCCACGUAUCUAACGACAAUUUAGGUUUGGAAAAAGGACACAAAACUGAAAAGCAAAAAGUAAGCAAUACGGCCGAAGCGGCAUCCAGUAGCACUACUGUCAAACAUCCGACAUCGGCAAAGCAUACAGAUACGUCACAAGAAAAGUUGAAAUCAAAAUCUGACGACCUUGCCCCUCCUGCACUAAACAAGUCGUUUCAAAAAGCAUCAGCGGAAAACCAAGGAGGUAAAGAUACGAACGUGAUUGGCAACACAGAUAAGUCACCCGGUCACGCCUCUGGCAAAAAUCAAGGUUUGGACAAAGCACACGCAAUUCAAAAGCCAAAUGAAAGCAAUAAGGCCAAAGCGGAAAAUAAGUCACCCGGCCACGCUUCUGGCAAAAAGCAAAAUUUGGACACAUCACAAACAGCUAAAAAGGAAAACAAAGGUAAUAAAGCUAAAGAGAUAAAUAAGUCUUCCGGCUACGCCUCUGGCAAAAUUCAAGGUUUGGACAAAGCACACGCAAUUCAAAAGCCAAAUGAAAGCAAUAAGGCCAAAGUGGGAAAUAAGUCAACCGGCCACGCUUCUGGCAAAAAGCAAAAUUUGGACACAUCACAAACAGCUAAAAAGGAAAACAAAGGUAAUAAAGCUAAAGAGAUAAAUAAGUCUUCCGGCUACGCCUCUGGCAAAAUUGAAGGUUUGGACAAAGCACACGCAACUCAAAAGCCAAAUGAAAGCAAUAAGGCGAAAGCGGAAAAUAAGUCAACCGGCCACGCUUCUGGCAAAAAGCAAAAUUCGGAAACAGCAAAAGCAGCUAAGAAGGAAAACACAAGUAAUAAAGCUAAAGAGAUAAAUAAGUCUCCCGGCUACGCCUCUGGUAAAAAUCAAGGUUUGGAAAAAGCACACGCAACUCAAAAGCCAAAUAAAAGCAAUAAGCGGGAAAUAAGUCACCCGGCCACGCUUCUGGCAAAAAGCAAAAUUUGAACAAAGCACACAAAACCAUAAAGCCAAAUAUAAUAAAUACGGCAAACGCGGCACCCAUUGAGAGAAAAGGUAGUAGCAAUGGCCGCUGAUCAUAAAGAUAUAACUGUAUCAUGAGAUGCUCUUUAGUCUUUGACGACGACCUUUCCUUUGACAUUAACAUAUAUGUUACGAUUAUAUAAAAUAAACGUGUUCAGAAAUUUAUAAAGAACGACAUAAUGAGAGCGAUUUUCGAUUUUAAAAAAGCUCUACAAAUUAUUCGUUCUAUUAAAUUAAUAUAGAUAAAACGACGCAAAGUUUCAUUAGAUAAUGCGUUAUCUUGAAUGCACAUACCUAAUGGUUUUAUAACAUUAAAAUUCAUUAUAGCGUGUUGGCCCUUAAUAUAGGUUACAAUUUGUGUAAAUUUAAAGUCAUUUUCCAGUAACUUGUUAUUGUAAUAUGGUACACCCUAUAUUGUAUAAUAAAUAUCACAUUUUUACCAAAUGAACACCAAGAAAUUGUAAUACUUAUAUCUCUGUUAUCAUUACUAAUUAAUUUUAUGUUAGUGUUUAAUGUAUGUUAUGCUUUCCUAUGGGGUAAAUGAGAUUGAAAAUUCAAAGGUCGAUCUUUCCAUUGAUAUGUACAUGUUCACUUUACCAACGUUUAACUUGUUUUCGCAUCCACUUAUAAUGAAAACAAACGAUAGAAAAAAACUAAAUUUAAAGUAAUUGAUUUAGUUUUCGGAGAAUAAUGACUUCUGACUGACUCGUGAUCAUAUAAAAUGUAUAAUAUGUAUUUUGCCUCCACGUAAUUUUGAUGGACAUAUCAUUAAUUGAAAAUUCACUAUUUAAAAAAAGAAAAAGUAAAAAUUAUUGUAGGGUUUAAAGUUUAAUUCGCCUGGUUUCCAAAGUAAUAUUAAAAUUAGGUUAACUUAGCCAGACUCUUUAUUUGUGGAGUGGCAUCACAGCCUGAAAUUUGCUCAAGUAAACCCAUUUAAAAAUGGUUACAAACGGAGGAAGAAGUCAAAAUAAGGAUAAAGAAACUGUUGGAUUAAGUUCAUAUUCGAAAUUUAAAAACAGGCGAUCAUUAAUGUACACAUUUAACUGAACAAAGGUAUAUAGAUAACUUAAAUAGACAUUUUAAUUCACGAGUGAUCAGAGAAAUCAAUAUUUUAGCGAGUGAUGCAACCAUGAAUGAAACUUUUUCUUUUUCUUGUAAUUUUAUGAUUUUUUUUUGCAAAACUAAGAAAAAGUCUUUGGUUGUUGAAUUCGUUACAAUUGUGUUAUUUGAAUUAAAGUGACUUGACUCCAUUCGACACAUGCACAAUAUGAUUCAAACAAUUCCCUUUAAAUGUUAAUAAGUACAUGUUGUACGAGUUUGCGAAUUUGACUUUUGAAGUGACGGUUUUAAUUUAUUUAGUUUUAUAUUUUGUUGUUUUUCAAUAUCAAAUAAAUUUUCAGGAAUUAUCA
Dreissena polymorpha is the source of this 3783-nucleotide messenger RNA. RefSeq lists its product as uncharacterized. The coding region runs from base 53 to 2338 and encodes 761 amino acids. Lineage: Eukaryota; Metazoa; Mollusca; Bivalvia; Myida; Dreissenidae. The transcript has 7 exons. The record is from RefSeq and is a predicted model, not a curated record.